AUGGCCUCCGCGAGCCAGGUUCUUACAAGUCUCCAGGCUGCUGGUCUCAGCGAUGUGCUAUACCUCCCAGGGGAACAAGGCUACAAUGCCCGCAUAGCUUCGUACUGGUCGCUGACGGCGCAGCUUCAGCCGUGGGGCAUUGUUCAACCACGAAAUACUCUGGAGGUCUCCAAGGCAGUCAAGGCUAUUGUGGCUGCUCCGGAUGUUAAGUUUGCGGUGCGAAGCGGUGGCCAUAUGGCAUGGGCGGGCGCAAACAAUAUUGCUGAUGGCAUUACAAUUGAUCUUGGUCUGAUGCGUAGCACGACCUAUAAUCCUGAGACAGAGAUCGCGUCACUGCAGCCCGGUGGGACGUGGGCGGCUUCGUACAAGGAGCUAGAGAAGGAUGGACGGAUGGUUGCUGGUGGCCGUGAGGGUAAAGUCGGCAUAGCUGGCUUGUUAACUGGCGGCGGCAAGACGUUUUAUACCUGUCGAGUCGGAUUUGCCUGCGACCAGGUCGUCAACUACGAGGUCGUCUUAGCCGACGGCAGUAUUGUAAAUUCCAAUGAUAAGACCAACCCAGAUCUCUUUCUGGCCCUCAAAGGCGGCGGAAACAACUUUGGCAUCGUGACGCGCUUUGAUAUGACAACAUUCCCUGCUAGAGAUAUCUGGAACUGCGCCGUCACGUACCAGAAAGAGUCCACUGCACAGCUGUCAGAGGCCAUGGUGCAUUUUGUCGGGAAUCUCGCUGCGUAUCCAAACGACCAUCUUCUUGCCAUGUGGACCUAUCUCCCCAAGGCGAACGACCAUUUCUUAUUUCUGGAUUUGAUGAAUCUAGACGGAUCCGAGAAGCCCGAGACGCUGCAGAAAUUCUUAGAUAUCCCAGGGCAGAUGCAGCAUUACACGGCCUCGAUUGCGACGAAGCUUGAAUCUUUUAUCGUCCCCUCGGGAAAGCACGACACCUGGUUCACCCUGACGUUCAAAUCAGACGUGCGCAUUAUCCGAAAAGCCGCAGAGGUCUUCGAAUCACUCCUCGAGACAAUAAAAGGCCGAAUCCCAGACCACAACUUCUAUUUCAGCAUGGUCCUCCAGCCACUCCUUCCGUCAUUUGGCGCGCACUCUGCCGCUCGCGGCGGCAACAUGAUGGGACUGGACAGGAUCAGAGACGACUGCAUCCUCCUGGUCUGGGCUGUUGAAGUUGAAAAACCAGAGCUAAAUGCCACCGUUGGAGCGCCGGCUCUUAAAGCCGCCAUUAGUGAGAUUGAGGCGUUUGCGAGGUCGGUGGGUGGGGAUGUGGGCUUUCGGUAUUUGAACUACAGUGAUGGAACCCAGGACCCGCUGGGAAGUUAUGGAGAGGAUAAUAUAAGGAAGAUGAAGGAGGCUGCGAGGAAGUUUGAUCCUGAGGAAGUCUUUCAAAGGAGGGUGCCUGGGGGGUUCAAGAUUUCGAAAGUAGCUGAUCCUGAGUAG
Molecule: messenger RNA, 1443 nt
Organism: Aspergillus puulaauensis
Lineage: Eukaryota; Fungi; Ascomycota; Eurotiomycetes; Eurotiales; Aspergillaceae
Product: FAD-binding oxidoreductase
Exons: 5
Coding region: 1-1443 (480 amino acids)
Molecular function (GO): FAD binding
Source: RefSeq, a predicted model, not a curated record